This is a messenger RNA of Cheilinus undulatus (humphead wrasse), 3908 nucleotides long. RefSeq names its product mitotic arrest deficient 1 like 1 (gene mad1l1). Gene Ontology annotation, biological process: mitotic spindle assembly checkpoint signaling; attachment of mitotic spindle microtubules to kinetochore. NCBI's taxonomy places the organism in Eukaryota, Metazoa, Chordata, Actinopteri, Labriformes, Labridae. The coding region runs from base 128 to 2290 and encodes 720 amino acids. Gene Ontology annotation, cellular component: kinetochore; nuclear envelope; mitotic spindle. The record is from RefSeq and is a predicted model, not a curated record. The transcript is spliced from 18 exons.
UCGAGCUAAACUGGAGGGAUUUCUGGAGUAUGGAGACUGUGCAGCUAACACGCUAGCAGAGGAAAGAUAACUUAUCUACAACUAACCUGCUCCUCUUGGUAAACAAGUUAACUCCAAGGCUCUCACCAUGGAUUUAGAAGAUGACACCACUGUUUUAACAACCUUGAAGUCCUUCAACUCCUUCAUAAGCCGCACUGAACCUCCACAGAGGCUGUCCGAGCACUCAGCAGGGACUGGAAACCUGCAGACUCAGUACAAACGCAGCAUGGAGUUGUUGGAAGCUGCUGAGAGGGUUCACUCUCAGAAUCGCUACCUGCAGUUGGACCAGGAGAAGAAGCAGAUGGAGCUGAGUCAUAAGAGAGCCCGGUUUGAGCUGGAGAAAGCUGCUUCUGAUAGUGCUCGAGACUUGGAGCAUGAGGUUGAUAAGAACCAGGACCUCUUGGGAAGAAUGAAAAGAUUGGAGGAGAGAGAGAUGGAGGUAGUGAAGAACCUAUCUGAGCAAGUGGAGGCAAACCGCUCUCUCCGUAAGAAUCUGGAAGAGAUGAACAAAAAACUGGAGGAGAGAGAGAGCAGAUUAAACACUGCUAAUCAGACCAUCAGCUCUUUUAAGGAUGAGAUCAGAGAGCUGAAGCAGAACAUUCAAAGUCAAGACUUGACAAUUUCCUCUAAAACUCUAGAAAACCAGGAGCUGCAGGAGCAGCUGGAUUUACAGCGCAGGAAGCACCAAGAAGUCUCUCAGCUCUGCCAGAGUCUCCAAGCUGCUCAGUCCUCCUGCUCAGAGCACAUCAUCAAGAUUAAGGAGCUGGAGAGGCGUCUGGCCCUUCAGGAAGAAGACAUCGCUAUAGUGAAGACUGUGAAGUCAGAGGUGGCCAAAGUGCCAGACUUGGAGAAGGAAGUGAAGCGCCUGAGAGAUGAUAACGCCUUCCUCAGGGAGAGCAGAGAGAAUUGCAGCUUGUUGAAAGAGGAGGUGGAGGGGCUGAGGAAGAAGCUGGAGAGGAUGGAGAAAACAAAGGAAGAGCUGGUUAAUAUGGAACUAGAGAAAGAGAGGUUGGCAGAGAAACUCCAAGCCUGGGAAAAUCUAGGCCAGUCUACUGGACUCAACAUCAGGAAACCAGAGGAUCUGUCCAGGGAGGUGAUUCAGAUCCAGCAGAGAGAAAUCGCUCUGAAAGAGCUGAACUACACACUCAACAGCCGGAUGAGGAGUGUGGAGCGUUUGCAGUCAGAGCUCCGGGCAGAGCUGACCCAGCAGCGCGGCAAGGCUUUGGAGGAGCAGAAGAAGAGAGAGAUACAGGACUUGCUCGUUCGUCGACUACAGAAGAGAGUGCUGCUGUUAACCAAGGAGCGAGAUGGAAUGCGUUCAAUUUUGGAGUCCUAUGACAGCGAGUUGGCACCGGCCGAGUAUUCGCCGCAGCUCAGUAAACGUGUCAAAGAGGCAGAGGAAAUGUUGCAGAAGACACAGAACCACAAUAUAGAGAUGGAGGCCCAGCUGACCAAAGCACAGGAAGAGACAGGCAGUCUGAAGCUGCAGCUGCAAGCAGUGGAGCUGGAGCUGGAGUCUAUAAAGAAACAGCAGGCCUCUGCUGCUGACAGCAACUCUUCAGUGGCCAAAGAGGAGGUCAGCAUACUCAGGCAGAAAAUAGAGGAUUUAGAAGCGGAGCGGCAGCGUCUGGAGGAGCAGAACAACAUCCUGGAGAUGAGACUGGAGAGACACAACCUACAGGGAGACUACGAUCCAGUCAAAACCCGAGUCCUUCACUUCAAAAUGAACCCUACAAGUGUUGCCAAGCAACAGCGCCAGCAGGAAGUAGAAGCUCUCCGGGAGGAAGUGACAAGCCUCAGAGAGCUGGUGCGCUCGCUGCAGGAAGGCGGCGCUCUGGCCCACUCACAGGACGACUCCAGCAUGCACGUCUCAAGCCUCAGCCUGCCACCAUCCAAGGAGGUUCUGGAUUUACGUAAGCAGAUGGAGAGCUCGGAGCUGAGGAACCAGAGGCUGAAGGAGGUGUUUCAGAGGAAGAUUCAAGAGUUUCGCACAGUCUGCUACCUCUUGACUGGCUACCAAAUAGACAUCACCACAGAGAACCAGUACAGGCUCACCUCAGUCUAUGCAGAGCACAUGGACGACUCCCUGCUCUUCAAAAAGAGCUCCAGUGGAAGCAUGCAGCUCAUGGAGACAGAGUUCUCCAAAACUCUGGGAGAGAUGGUGGCCCUUCAUCUGCAUCACCAGAAGAGCCUCCCAGCAUUCCUCUCGGCCGUGACUCUCGAACUCUUCAGUCGACAAACCACGAUCUGAAGUAAUCUGACACCACUCAGACACAUGGCUGCAAAUUCUCUUCCAGACUUAUGAUUUUCUUCCCCCCGCUUUUUCUUCUUACUCAUAUGUCAUUCACACAGUGUUGGAAAUGUGCCGGCAUUUCUCUGAAUCUCUGACACGAACAGUGCAGUCAGUGCUGUAUUGUGCAUAAAAAACAAAUCGUCUUAACUGCAUACAAAAAGCUUAGACAGCAUCUUUAUACCCCUAUUUGUACUCUGAAUAUUUCAUCAAUAAACUUUUUUAACACAAUCUACUGAAUGCCAGAACAAGGUUGUCUUUAAGAUGAAGCACAAAAGCCACUUGUUUGUAUUUGGAGCUUGUUCCUCUUCUUGCAGUGGUUUUUGUGUUUCUCUGGAUGUGCUGCAGAUGUGUUUUGCAAGGCUAAGUCAUUGUUGUCUCUUUUUAUUCUGCCUUUGCUGUUUUCUCUCUCUCUGGGGCCCUUUUAUAAAAGGCUUUGCAUAGAUGUGCUCUGGUUACAGCAAGUCCCAACUAGUAUAAAGAUACUGUUAAAGAAAUCCACUCAAAAGCAAGAUGUUUCAAUGCCAUGACUUCUUUUUCUCUUUAUUUUAUACAUUAUAGUCUCAUCAGUGUCCUUUCAGCAAUACUGUUUUAGUUCUUUUUUUAAUUAGUGAAUUAUUUUGAUUAGUGCUGUCUAAUGAUGAAGAAACUUAUCUAAAUAGUUAAAGACUUUGUAAUUUAUUAACUGCAGUUGAUUGCAUGUAUUUAUGAUAGAAGGAUUGUAUUACAGUAGUGGUUCCUAUCCUGGGGUCUGGGCCCCCCUAGGAGGGUACUAAAGAUCUCAGGGGAGACACAAGGCUUCUUUUGCUCAGAGGCUGGCAAAAUUAGACGUGCAUGCAUCAAACUGAGUCAUUAUAAAGCAUUAAUUAGAUUGUUUAUAUGUAGAACAUAUAUAAAGAAAACAAGCAUAUCAGCCUAUUUUGUUGGGAAUUUAUAAAUGAAAACACUUAAAGAUACAAUAUGUGAAUUUUUUGCCAUGAAAAGUGGCAAUUCCUAUGCUAAAUAUUUUUUUUAUUAAGGUCUUACAGUAUUUUAAAUAUUUCCUGUAGUUUUCGAAGACAGAAUUCUUAAUUUACCAUAGAGUUCAAGUUAAGUCGCCUCCACAUUCGUUCAGCGCUGCCCAUCUCUGUGGCCUCCUUCUCAGUUCUUCCUCUUGUUUUGAUUUGAGGACUCUGUUCAGUCGAACAUUGCAUCAUAAGAUGUAUUUACUAAACAGAAAACCCAUGUUUUGUUUCAUCUAUAAGUGCUGAAGAAUGCACAUGUGCGUAGGAAGCGAUGCUAGAGCGCAAGGACAUCAUGGGCCCUCUUCCAGCGUGAAUGCGGAAGUGCACUUUUAAGCGCACUUCUCCCUCAUUAUAAGAAACACAUGAAUGAAAACAAAAUGUUUUUCUGUUUAGAUAAUACACUUUAUGAGGUAUUUUUUUUACUGAACAGAGACCUCAAUUCAAAACAAGACUUCAGCAACAGAGCUGGCCUGCACUCAUCAUUUGGUGUUAUUGUAUUGGUUCAGAGUCCACUGGUAGUGGAAUUUGACACACUGUCUGUUUAAAUUUGAUGGCUAUUUUUGACAACAAGGUAC